AAUAAAUAUCAUCUACUGAAACUACAGUUGUUGGUAGGUUCACCAGUUCAUCCUCCUGUUAUUUCAACACACGAGACGACUCCAUUACUGCAACUUCGUCCUUCUUCCUAACCUCCCUGCAAGGACCCCCACUACCAUCAACCUCUAUCCCUACAUAUUUUGCCAUUAUUGUUCUAGAUUUCUGAAAUGGAGGUCGACACCAGCCCCCAUACACAUACAACCUUCGAUCGAACCCCAAAACAACCACCAUAUCCUCUAUACUCCGACGAACAUCAUCGUUCAUUAAACCUUGAUCACGAAAAUUCCAAAAUGGGAGCGUCCUUGUUUUCCACUCUCAACCCCAGCAUUCAGCCUCCGUCACCGGCGGCGGAUGUUAAAUGUCAAAGCCCUACCUAUCACUCCGACGCCGCUAUGAAACUUCAAAAGGUCUACAGAGGUUAUCGCACCCGUCGCCUCAUGGCAGAUUCUGCCGUCGUUAUUGAAGAACUCUGGUGGCAAGCCCUUGAUUUCGCCAGAUUAAAUCACAGCACAAUUUCCUUCUUCAAUUUCCAAAAACAAGAAUCAGCAGCUUCCCGGUGGAACAGAAUCUCUUUGAAUGCUUCUAAGGUGGGUAAGGGUUUGUCAUUAGAUGCCAAAGCUCAUAAAUUAGCAUUCCAACACUGGAUUGAAGCUAUUGAUCCUAGACACCGAUAUGGUCAUAGCUUGCACUUGUAUUAUGAAGAGUGGUGCAAAGCUGAUGCUGGCCAACCUUUCUUCUACUGGUUGGAUAUUGGAGAUGGACGAGUGGUUGAUUUAAAAGAAUGUCCAAGAUCAAAACUUCGUGAGCAGUGCAUUAAGUAUCUUGGACCUCAAGAAAGAGAGAAUUACGAGUAUGUCAUCAUUGAAGGCAAAAUCGUUCACGUUCUAACUGGACACCUACUCGAUACAAAAAAUGGAGAAAAAUGGAUAUUUGUCACAAGUGCCUCCAACAAACUUUACGCUGGCGAGAAAAAGAAAGGAAAGUUUCAUCAUUCUAGCUUUCUCGCCGGAGGAGCUACUUUAGCUGCCGGAAGGCUUGAUGUGGACAACGGGACACUUAAGACUAUCUCUCCGUAUAGUGGACACUAUCGUCCAACCGAUGAAAGCCUCAAGUCGUUCUUAUCUUUUCUCAAGGCAAAUGGUGUCGAUCUCGAAAAAGUUGAAAUAAAAAAGGCAAAUGAAGAUUACGAGAACUAUGAAAACAAGAAAAUGACUCAAAAUGGAUCUGAAACUGAACUCGGGAUUCCAGUUUCUUCCGAUACCCCGGAAUCCGAAACCCAUGAUCGCAAACCGGAAUUGGAAUCGUUGUUUCCGGUUGGUGAAGUGGUGGAGAAGAAGAAUAAUGGUUGUUAUAAAAGGAGUCUCUCUGGGGGUCUUAAUAGUCCAAAAGCCGAUGUGCCAAAGAAAGCGAUACUAGAAAGGAUUAAUUCAAAGAAAGCGGCAUGUUCCUACCAGUUAGGAAACCAGCUUUCUCUGAAAUGGUCAACGGGGGCUGGACCAAGGAUCGGGUGCAUUGCGGACUACCCUAUUGAACUGAGGAUGCAGGCUUUGGAGUUCACUAAUCUCUCUCCAACUCCAAGGGGGAACGGCCGAAUGGUUUUUCCAUCACCUAAACAUAGUGGUAAUUAGAAUAAAUGAUAAUCACAUCCAGGUUACUUUAAUUGGGCGUAAAAUGUGAAUUAGUUUGUUUGAAGUUUGGAUUAUUAUAAUUAUAAAAUAAAAUGUUAUGUUUUGGUUCC
This is a messenger RNA of Lactuca virosa, 1757 nucleotides long. The record is from the annotation of a GenBank genome assembly. NCBI's taxonomy places the organism in Eukaryota, Viridiplantae, Streptophyta, Magnoliopsida, Asterales, Asteraceae.